This is a messenger RNA of Oncorhynchus kisutch (coho salmon), 3886 nucleotides long. It is a transcript of the gene helq, whose product is annotated as helicase, POLQ like. The transcript is spliced from 17 exons. Gene Ontology annotation, molecular function: nucleic acid binding; ATP binding. The record is from RefSeq and is a predicted model, not a curated record. The coding region runs from base 446 to 3673 and encodes 1075 amino acids. Lineage: Eukaryota; Metazoa; Chordata; Actinopteri; Salmoniformes; Salmonidae.
AUGUUUACAAAUUCAUAGUUGUGGUCUGUAUUGUAUGUAUCCGGUUAGUUACGCUUCAAAAUGUAUUCUCUAAUUUAUAUUUUGAGUUCUCGGUUGUUAAAGACGAUUUGAUAGUAAGCCUAGUGUUAACCAUGUCUAGUCAAUUUAGCUACUUUAAGUUAACGAAAAACGGUUGAGUUUGCUCACUUAACAUUUAGCGUGAAGUUAGCAAACGUUAACGUCAGCUAUCUAUUUUUUUUCAAGAUAGCUUGCCAACUCACUCAGUCAGCCAAUUUGACUCAGUAGCAAAUUAAUUGAGGAGCUCACCCUGUCAGCCAACAUGGUUGUAUUGUAUUUACUAACGUUACUUAGCUAGUAGCUCGCUAGCAUGUCAACAUAGCUGGAAUGCUACUAGUGUUUGCUUAGGCUAACGUCAGUGAGGUGUCCGACAGAGUCAGGUUUGACAAUGAGUGCCGAAAUCAAAGUAAGACGACAGUCCUCGAGGAAGCGGUCCAGAGAUAGACGAAUAAGUCAUCUCACGCCCGCAAGGAAAAGGACCAGUGCUUCUGGACGACAAUGUCCUGACAACACGGGACAGAUAGAGCUUUCCAGAGCUUUGGACAAAUCCAUGGAUGCAACGUUCAGUGAGUACUGCAGUGACCCUGAGGACUUAUUUGGGGACUAUGACAGCAUUGUAAGCGACAGCUCUUUCCUGGCAAAGCUCGAUAGAGUGGGGCAGAACAUGAGACAGCAUGACAUUGACCAUACAACCAGCAGCAGAUGCCCGGUGAUUCUGCUUGCUGGGAACCCUGACUUCACUUCACUGAAGUCUUCAACAGACAACUGUCCGAAACAAUCAUGUGAUGACUCAAUGACAGAAUCAUUCCUGGAGGGCUUCACAGAUGAUGCUUUCCUAGACAUGCCAAGCUCACAACUCGCUUUUCUACAAGAUCCCCAAACAGCAGACAGGAACUGCUGUACAGAUGAGGACAAAACCUCCAUGCCUAUGAGACAUCCUGAGAAGUCUGUCAGCACUGAAGAAAGAAAUGAGAGGCAUAUCGCCCCCAAGGCAAGGAAGAGCGUGUCCGAUCAUCUGAAGAGAGCUAUGAUGGCUAAUGCAGCAACUCCUUCUAGUGUCUCCCGGACUGCAGUGCAGAAGGAGGCCGUAGUUACAGAGGAGAUCAGUGUUGCCAUGCAGGCUAUGGAAUCUGUCUCCAUGGCGACAACAGACCUUGGGCCUUUCUUUGGUCUUCCCACCAAAGUGAAGGAGCUGAUAUGCAAUCUCAAAGGAAUCAAAGAUUUAUAUGAAUGGCAGAAAACUUGUCUAAACCUGGACUCAGUUCAGCAGAGGAGAAACCUCAUCUACUCUCUUCCCACCAGUGGUGGGAAGACUUUGGUGGCUGAGAUUCUUAUCCUCAAAGAGCUUCUGUGCAGAAAGAAGGAUGCCCUUUUCAUCCUGCCUUACGUAUCUCUAGUGCAGGAGAAGGUAUUGUGGUCAUUGUUUUGUUUACGAAAUGUAUAUAAUUCCUCUUUCAUCCAACUGUACAAAGGAAUUAUAAUUAAACAUUUUUGUAUGUCAAUGGCAAAUCUGAGCACUGUGUUUUGCAUGCAUUCCCAGGUUCGAGGGUUGGCCAGUUUUGGCCUGGAGCUAGACUUCAUGGUGGAGGAGUAUGCUGGCAGUAAGGGCAGGUUCCCUCCAGUGAAGGGAAGGGGCAAGAGGUCCCUGUACAUUGCCACUAUAGAGAAGGCACACGGCCUGGUAAACUCUCUCAUAGAGACCAACAGACUGGACAAUGUGGGGCUGGUGGUUGUGGAUGAGCUCCACAUGUUGGGUGAUGGUAGCAGAGGAGCUAUCAUUGAGAUGACUCUAGCCAAAGUGCUCUAUAUCAGUAAAUCAACUCAGAUCAUUGGAAUGAGUGCUACUCUGGGCAAUCUCCAAGAUAUACAGAAGUUUCUGAAGGCAGAGAGCUACACUAAUGACUUCAGACCGGUUGAGCUGAAGGAGUAUGUGAAACUGAAGGACAGCAUAUACGAGGUGGACCCCAAGGAGGAGGAGUGCUUCAGAUUCUCUCGGGUCCUGAACUUUAAGUACUCCAGUGCCAUGCAGAAGAUCGAUCAGGAUCAUAUUGUUGCCUUGGUGACUGAGGUCAUUCCAAGCCAGUCUUGCCUUGUUUUCUGUCCCACCAAGAAGAACUGUGAGAACGUGGCUGGGAUGAUAUGCAAGUACCUGAAAGAGGACUUUAUCCAACACAAGCAGGCAGAGAAGGCUGUGUUGCUGGGGGAGCUGAGGAGCAGUGGGAAUGGCUGCCUGUGUCCGGUGCUCAAGAAGACUGUGCCGUACGGCCUGGCUUACCACCACAGUGGGUUGACCAGUGAAGAGAGGAAGCUGGUGGAGGAGGCCUACUCUGCAGGGGUUCUCUGUCUCCUCACCUGCACUUCUACGCUGGCUGCAGGGAUCAACCUACCUGCUCGGAGAGUGAUUCUGCGUUCUCCAUACGUGGCGGCAGACUUCCUGAAGAGGAGCCAGUACAAGCAAAUGGUGGGGAGGGCUGGACGGGCCGGGAUAGACACUCAUGGAGAGAGCAUCCUCAUUCUACAGGACAAAGACAAAGUCUUGGCCAAGAAGCUUGUAUCCGCGCCAAUGGAAAUCUGCAAAAGCAAUCUAAUGCAUAGCGACGGAAAGGGUGUCCUGAGUCUCAUCCUAUCCGUCAUUGGAUUAAAUAUCACGAACAGCUUAGAGCAGAUCAGGGACUUCAUGAGUGGCACGUUGCUGUCUGUCCAGGAGAAACAGGUGUGCUUGGAGAGGAGCCUGUGGGAGGUGACACAGGAGUGUGUUGAGCUGCUUAAAGAGAAAGGCCUCGUCACCGUUUCCACAGAGCCACAAGAUGGGUCCCUGCAAGUCACCAAGCUAGGAAGAGCUACUUACAAAGGCUCAGUGGAUCUGACCUACUGUGACCUCCUGUAUAGAGACCUGUCUAAAGGCCUGGAGAGCCUGAUGCUGAACAGUUUCCUCCACCUCAUCUACCUGGUCACACCCUAUGACAUGGUCUCCCAGUGUAAGCCUGACUGGAUGGUCUACUUCAGACAGUUCACAUUGUUAUCAGCUGCAGAGCAAAAGAUGUGUGCAGCAGUUGGUGUGUCUGAAAGUUUUGUUGCUAGAAAGGCUGCUGGACAGAAUGUCAAGAAGAAUGUUGACCAGGUAGUGGUGAGUCGGCUGUACCUGGCCCUGGUACUGCAGUCCCUGCUGAAGGAGACUGACCUGUGGAGCGUGGCUGACAGGUUCCAGCUCAGCCGGGGCUUGAUCCAGACACUACUCAGCUCUUCCUCAGUAUUCUGCUCCUGCGUGCUGCACUUCACCGAGGAGCUGGAAGAGUUCUGGCCCUUCAAAGCUCUCCUGACUGAGCUUACCCGCAGGCUGACCUACUGUGUCCAGGCCGAGCUCAUCCCUCUCAUGGAGGUAGCAGGAGUCAUGGAGAGAAGAGCCAAGCAGCUGUACAAUGCUGGAUAUAAGACACUGGCUCAUCUGGCCAACGCUGACCCAAACGUUCUCGCCAAGACUGUGGAGAACCUCUUCAAGAAGCAAGCUAAUCAGAUUGUUGCUUCGGCAAAAAUGCUGCUGAAUGAGAAAGCUGAUGCCCUUCAGGAGGAGAUGGAUGACUUAUUGAUGAUGCCUCUUGAUCUCCUCUCUUUGUAAAAUGUUGCUGCAGUAGAUUUAUUGUGUGAAGAAUACUUUUAUUUUGCUUGGUGUGUUAAUACUUUUUAGUGGUGUAUCAUUGUUUGUCGGAGUGAUAUUAUAAAAUGUAUUUUUGGGAUGUGGAAGAUUUCUUUCUUUUUUUUCUUUUCUUUUUUUGAUCCCAUAGAGAUGAAUAAAAUGCUUCUGUGAGCAUCAAAAUCAUGAAAGAAUUCA